Messenger RNA from Branchiostoma belcheri (Belcher's lancelet), 921 nucleotides. RefSeq lists its product as uncharacterized. The record is from RefSeq and is a predicted model, not a curated record. Bases 63 to 713 code for a protein of 216 amino acids. The transcript is spliced from 2 exons. NCBI's taxonomy places the organism in Eukaryota, Metazoa, Chordata, Leptocardii, Amphioxiformes, Branchiostomatidae.
GAGGACAGACGCUCGCAAGUUCCGCACGACAAGGCUUCUUAAGCUGUUUGGCUGAAAACGCUAUGCGCACGUUAGUGGUGUUGACUUGGAUAUCCACGCUCUUCCCGUUCCUGCUGACCGCGGCCGGAGCCACGCGGCCGGCGGACUCCCGCACCACCUACAAGGUCUCUCGGUGGGAUGAGGCCUGGCGCCCGCAGCGGUUCGGCCGCAGCGCCCGGGGGGACACCGGCAAGGACGGCUGGCGGCCGAUCCGCUUCGGCAGGGGGCGGGAUGAGCAGGGCUGGCGGCCGCAGAGGUUCGGGCGGACGGAGGGGCUGCGAGAGGUGCUGGCCGGCGGCGGAGAGGCCGCCUUCCCGUUCAAUCUUCAGAUGACCAGAACCGACCUCCGCAACGACGACGACGACUUCUUCCCCGCCGCCAGCGGCUACACGCCAACAAGUCUGCGGGCGCUGGCAGACCUCCUCCGGCUGUACGACCACGGUUCCCUCGGUCAGAUCGCCAACGGGGCCGGUACAGACCACCGCGUGGUCCAUCCGCCACCUUCCCUCAGAAUGAUCCGGGCAGCUGCUGAGAGUGUUCAUCACCGGGGAUUCGCGAAGGAUGAGGUCGACCGCGCGGGGGACAGCUUCGCGCCUCCGCGCGGCACCGACGACUGGCUAGCCGAGAUCCAGAGGCUGGGACUUCGCGGCAGGAAGCGACGGGACCUCAGCUAGAGGCCGGCGGCAUCGGUGGGAGAGGGAGAUGGCGAGAGCGGGCAGGUAGGCACCGCUGAAUGACCAAACAACACCAGCGUACUUCGUGAACAGGACUCACAAACAUCGGGACGAAUCAGAACUAUUCCAUGUCGUCUAAUAAGUUGACUGUCAAAGGUUGCAUCCGUGAAUAAUUUCAUCAGGUUGGUGAUUGAAUUGAAUAAUUGAA